AAAAAAACGAUUCUCAACAAAAAAAAAAAAAAAGGAAAAGAAAAAUUCAGAUAAGAUAUUUGCCCAACGCGACACCUACAGUGAAAGCAAUGUUCUCAGAUUAUGCAUGAACUCGUUUCCGAGACGCAUUGAGUUCAACUGUUGAAUCAAUCAAUUUUACCAUCGAUGAAUUUGCCGGCGAGUUUUCAGGGACGUGUUCUUCCCUUUGCACAGUGCAGCUCUUGCUCCGUUAUUCAUUUCCGGCCUUUGGCUUUUCCCGCCAGAGUUGUUCCACGAUGGAGCUGCAAUUUUCCGGCUAACCAGUUGUCUAGAUUUGGAAAGGCUGUUUGUAAAAUGAGCGGAACUGAUACAGAACCUGAGAGUGGUAAUAGUGAGACGAAGGACAGAAGUACGCAGAAUGUAGAAGAUCACUUGAAAGCGAUAGAGUCGCUCAUCGGAAAUCGUUCUCAUAAAGAUGAAGAGCAGUCUAGCAGUGUAACCAUGCUGGAGUCUGAAACAACCGAAAAUAGAACUGAAACUAAUACAGGAACUGAGGAGGGAAAUGAUUAUGAAGUUGCGAGUGGAUCACCUCUGCCAGGUCUGAAGUCACAGCAGCUUGACGAAUCAAUGAGGAUAUCGAAGGAGACAAUUGACAUUCUGAAAGAUCAAGUUUUUGGUUUUGACACCUUUUUCGUGACAAGCCAGGAGCCAUAUGAGGGUGGAGUGCUAUUUAAAGGAAACCUUCGAGGCCAGGCUUCAAAAAGUUAUGAGAAGAUAAGAAAUAGAUUGCAGGACAGAUUUGGAGAUCAAUACAAACUUUUCCUCUUAAUCAAUCCGGAGGAUGAUCAGCCAGUUGCUGUUGUAGUCCCCAAAAUAACCCUGCAACCGGAUGUUACAGCUGUUCCUGAAUGGUUUGCAGCUGGUGCUUUUGGAUUAGUCACAAUCUUCACGUUAAUGCUUCGGAAUGUACCCGCUCUGCAAUCAAACUUCUUAUCCACUUUUGACAAUCUAGAACUAUUGAAGGACGGCCUUCCUGGAGCACUGGUGACAGCUUUUGUUCUUGGUGCUCAUGAAAUCAGCCACAUUUUAGUGGCUAGAGGAAGCGAGAUCAAGCUUGGUGUCCCAUAUUUCGUUCCUAGUUGGCAGAUAGGCUCUUUUGGUGCUAUAACAAGGAUUUUAAACAUUGUCAAGAAUCGGGAGGAUCUUUUGAAAUUUGCAGCUGCUGGACCACUGGCUGGGUUCUCACUAGGUUUCCUCCUCUUGCUUUUGGGCUUCAUCUUGCCACCUUCUGAUGGUCUUGGAACGGUUGUUGAUGCUAGUGUUUUCCAUGAAUCAUUUCUAGUUGGGGGCAUAGCUAAAUUACUUCUUGGAGAUGCUCUGAAGGAAGGCACUGCAAUAUCUUUAAAUCCGCUAGUAAUAUGGUCAUGGGCUGGACUCCUGAUUAAUGCAAUUAACAGCAUUCCUGCGGGGGAACUUGAUGGUGGUCGAAUUUCGUUUGCUUUAUGGGGAAGGAAGGUAAUGUACUUACCAAUGUAAUUACUUUCUUUAGGCACACCUCACCGAAGCAUGUGGACUUGAGUUUUAGGCACACAAGUUUCCUGGACCGGGCAUGCUAUACCAAUAAAUUUUUUAAGUGACUACCAUUGAUCUUUGUAUAUUUUUUGCGAGCUUAAAAUAAUAGCUUCCAACCGUUACCAUAUGGGUGUUAAUAUUGUGGAAACUUUGUUCCUUUGCCAGGUUUCAUCUCGCCUCACUGGAGUCUCUAUCGUGCUCCUUGGAAUAUCUUCGCUAUUUAAUGAUGUUGCAUUUUAUUGGGUGGCUCUUAUAUUCUUUUUACAGAGAGGGCCAAUUUCGCCAUUGUCUGAAGAAAUUUCGGAACCUGAUAACAAAUACGUCAGUCUAGGUGUUUUGGUUUUGCUUUUAAGCCUUCUAAUAUGUUUACCUUACCCCGUCCCUUUCAAUACUGAAAUCAUCUCCAGUCUUUAGAAUGCAAUCUACGCAUGUAAUGUGACCACGGGGAUUUUGUGAACAAGUCUUUCUUUACAAUCGGCUUAUUUGUGUACCGUACCGUGUGCAAUUUAGUUUCUAAGGUUACAAACACAGAUAAAGGUGCAAUGAUCCCAAGGGUUGAAUACUUGAAAUUGUUGUACUACAAUAUUUGGUUAACUUGGUUAAUACAGGCUCGAACAUAGUCCUAUUUAGCUCAGC
Molecule: messenger RNA, 2187 nt
Organism: Oldenlandia corymbosa var. corymbosa
Lineage: Eukaryota; Viridiplantae; Streptophyta; Magnoliopsida; Gentianales; Rubiaceae
Source: the annotation of a GenBank genome assembly